AUGCAAAAAGCUGGCUGGAGUCAAAUCUUUCAGGAAAAUGGUCAUAAAAUGCAAACGUUAUUGUUUUUGUCUCUUAUCUUCGAUUUCAGUAAUAUCGUCCUAAGAUUUUAUUAUGAGCUUGGCAGUGCAAGCUGUGCGCUAUUGGUUAAAAUUCUGUACAUUGAUGCAAUUGAGUGCUUCUUCCUUUCAAAACCACCCAACUUGUGCCUAACAUUGUCCAGUUCGACCCCUACCGAACCAGAAUUCAUUCUUCUUGAAGCUCCCUUCACUAAUCCCGCUCCAUCCCGCGAUAACAUCGAUGGCCGGACUGCUUCCAAAGCUGGAGUGGGAAUUGAGAUGAUUUCGCUCGAUGACCUUAACUUGGCAUGCGUGCUUUUGUCGGCUGGGUGUUCAACCACAUUCCGGGGAGAUGCCGUUAACCUAACCCAGUUCAGAACGACGGGAACAGCGGGUAUUCUCUACGAUAUCCUUUAUCAUUUAGUAACCUGGCCAGAUACAGUCCCUCUUCGGAAUGGGGAUCUAAAAAAUCACAUUCCGCCGUACUAUUCGAGUGCCCGACCGACAUGGAGAUACCUCAGUGCUUCUACCCAAUCUAGGCGCAUACAUAUUCGAUUCCCGGAGAUGCUGGAGCCCUUACUCGCGAAAGGGGAAACCAUUUUCCUCAUGCAUGCAUGGGAGGCUGUGGAUCCAGUUAAGUCGAAAGACCACUUAGCUAUAAGAGUUUUCGUUGGCGGUGCUAAUGCGGUGUCUGGCUGGUAUGAUCCCAAAAAGCCCCUGAGGCAGCACAAGACUGCGUUUCCGAGAAAACACAUCUUCAAGCCGGUAAUAAUUGUCUUUGGCGAUACAAUGAAAGUUGUGCACAUAGAAAAAACCGAUCCAAUAUCUAAACUUCAUAAGAAUUCCGUGGAAGCUUCGCGAUCUGUUCCGCCGAGUCGAAUCUUGAGCGAUAGUUACCCAUUCGAGGAACUCAGGGUUCUAUCAGUGGCAGAGAACAACGUUCAGCAGGUAUGUAGAAGUGACGUGUUAGGAAUAUUCGCUGACAGAUCUUUUGAUGCAUAUGAUCGACCUAUGUGGCUAGUUGAGAACUGUAAUGCAAAAAUAGAAGCCACGGAUCUGAGCGGCCGCAAAAGAGUCCCCCAAGUAAACCGAGCAAUAACCCUUCGAGAAUUGCAAGACCAUCUCCACGAUUUAUACAACGAAAACUUCGAUCUCUAUCGUUUUAUGCGCCUAGGUUCCCUGCGUCCGACACGCCUUGCCGAUGGGGGGAGGGGUUUAUUGAUUUAUGGCAUAGGGCAUAAGAGUAGUCCGGGAGCGGUUUUCACAAACCAUCCAAAGAGACCAUAUAUCCUGCAGGUUCAUGGGAUCGUCAAUCCAUCACUGUCUUCGGCUUCCAAAUUCCCAACUCGAUGCUAUGAUGAGAUCGUUGGCUAUAAAGCACCACAGUGUCCCAUCAAGGUUGCCAAGUACCAACAAUACGACCUCCCCUUUGGCGACGCACCGGGGCAACAUAUCCGAGCUCAUCCCCGGUACACAUGCAAGUGUCAACAAGUUGAAGCCUUUGACGGAAUUGUUAUUGAUACAUCCACCGGCCAAUAUAGCGAUUCCGGCCGCCACUCAUGGGUUUAUACUCGUUGCGGAGAUGAACAGAUUGACUGGGAAGACUUUGGGAGCACCGUCACCAAGCCUUUAUCGAAUCACCCGUUGAGAUCACCGAAGACCACAGUUAGGAGUGAGUUGAUCUAA
Lindgomyces ingoldianus is the source of this 1743-nucleotide messenger RNA. RefSeq lists its product as uncharacterized. The transcript is spliced from 11 exons. The record is from RefSeq and is a predicted model, not a curated record. Lineage: Eukaryota; Fungi; Ascomycota; Dothideomycetes; Pleosporales; Lindgomycetaceae. Bases 1 to 1743 code for a protein of 580 amino acids.